GGCGGGUUGGUCCGCCCGAAAUAUCGGAUCGCGCGCGAGUUUCCCAAGUUAUUGCAGCAUGGCGGAAGAACAACAUAAAAAGCGGCCCCUAUCACCAUCCAUUGAUAAUGAGAUCAAUGGAUAUCAGACUACAGUGAAGAUGCCGAAAAUAGGGCCCAACACGCAUGCUAAUCCAAAGCCAAAAGUGUACGAAAACAGCCCAGCGCCAGCAGACGCGAGCAUAGACAAUGUGUGCUUCUCGGAAUUUGAGGAAGAUUGGACUGAUAUCGGCGACGAGUGCCAACAGGAACAACAACAAUACACCUUGGAUCUCACGACAUGGAAGCGAUGCCGGGUGCUUGCAGUGGUACGAGGCGACAAGCAAAACUUGAUCGUCACGGUAGAGGACAAGAAAAGUAAGGAAAGAGCCAAAUGUUGUUUGCUAUCUCCAUGGAACACCAUAGAGCACAUCGUUCCUGGGCUGAUAGUUUCAGUGCUGGCUGUGAAGCUACAGAAUCAAUUCGUCAUCGAUGCCAACGAUGGCAUGUUUAUUACGAAUCCCGAUUUGCUCAUCUCGGGAACCACAGUGGUGGGCUCGUUAUUCUGCUCAAGGCGUGGUGUUUUGCAGCAACAUUUUCGCCUGCUUGGCACGGAGAAUCGAGAGAUGCACAUCGGUACACUGGUUCACUCUGUUUUCCAACAAUGCCUCACGGACAACAACUGUCGCUCGCUACAAGAUAUAAAACACAUCGCCGAGAGCUGGAUCAAAUCGCCCAAUAUGGUGACGACUUUGUAUGCAUACGGCAUAAGCUCCGAUGAAGCAAUGGCGGCGAUGAGUCCGUACUUCGAAGAGAUUGAUAAAUUCUUUCGCAAAUACCUCAUGAAUAAGGCCACAAGACGAGAAACAGCCGUGGAGCCUGAAUUUAAAAUACACGCCAUCCAGGAUAUUGAAGAAAACAUCUGGUGCCAUCAGCUUGGGAUCAAGGGUAAGAUCGAUGUAACUGUAUCGGUAAUGCGUAGCGAUGGAAUGGGCGCAUCGGAACCGGAAGUAAUGCCACUCGAGUUGAAAACGGGUCGGGCAAGUUAUUCAUUCGAGCACGUUGGACAAUUGGUGCUGUACGAAAUGAUGAUGAAUCUUGUCGGUCACCGGGUAGAGGGAGGACUACUGCUGUAUCUGAGAGAAGGCAAAUGUAGCAAAAAAGUCAGCGAUCGUAAUAUGCGGCGCGAUUUGAUAUUGCUACGCAACGAAAUUGCUCACCAUUUCGAUCACUGGAUGACACCGUACGAACGCACCGGGGGCGAAAUGGACGCAGGAGAAGAUCCUCCCCUGUUACCAUCACUUCCGGAACCGAUUAAUCAUGAGCGAGCAUGUCGUAAAUGCCCUUACAAUACGAUUUGCACCGUAAUGGCAAAACGAGAUCCAUUGGCAAGGGAAUUGCCAGCAAACCACGGACUGUCCGUUAUAACAUCUGAAGCUUCCGGGCACCUUAGUAACUUGCACAUUGAUUAUUUCAUUCGAUGGACUGGCAUCAUCUACUUGGAGCAAAAAGACAUGGCGAAAGAUUACUGUGCACGCGCCCUGUGGACGAAGGACCCACAGCAUCGUGCCGCAAAAGGAUGGUGUAUCGUCGAUCUUCAACUGAUUAGCCCUGUACGGAUGGUCGAUGAUCGUUUCUUUCACACAUUCACAAUGAGUGAGCACCCAGAGUCAUUGCACGAACGAGCUGUUACGGAUGGGCUUCAAACAGGCGAUUACGUGAUCUGUAGUACGAACAAUCGGAUCGCAGUUGCUGCUGGCUAUAUUAUUAGUCGUGUAGGCCAUGAGCUCGUGCUGUCGCUCGAGCGGAAUCUGAAUGUGAAUUAUGCUGGAGAAAAAUUUCACAUAGAUCGUAGUGAAGGUUACAAAUCGACGGGGUUUCAUCUAUCCAAUCUGGCAAUGCUGCUAGCUAACACGGAUGAAGCGGAACGAUGUCGAAGAACUAUCAUCGAGCGAAUGAAACCAACGUUUGCUGAAGGUGUACUUCCGAAAGCACUGAUACCGCGAGCGAAAAAAAUGUUGCAAAAUUUGAACCGUCACCAGAAGAUGGCUGUACUGAAGGCGGCGGCCACUGAAAGCUACUGUCUCCUGAAAGGGCUGCCAGGCACUGGGAAAACGCAAACCAUCGUUGGUAUCAUUCGAAUUUUGUUUGCUCUCGGCAAGUCUAUACUGCUUACGAGUAACACUCAUUCCGCGGUUGACAACGUCCUAAAACGGUUAGCAUCGCUCGAAGAGCUGAAGUUCAUUCGGCUUGGCACCCUAGAACGCAUUGAUCCUGCGAUACGCUUUUCGUCAGCUGCCGUUAUGGCUGAGCAAUGUGAUACUCCGGAGAAACUGGCCAAACUGUAUGACGAAUUUAAAAUUGUUGCCGUAACGUGUCAGGGCGCGGCACAUCCGUUGAUAGAGCAACGGAAAUUUGACUACUGUAUCGUAGACGAAGCGACGCAGGUGUUCCAGAGCAGCAUCAUUCGACCACUGUUACAGUGCAAGCGUUUCUUAUUGGUCGGUGAUCCAGAGCAGCUUCCCCCAGUGGUUAAAUCAAAAGAAGCAAGAACUUUCGGCGGUGACGAAAGUUUAUUCCAUCGGUUGGACCAAGAAGGGGCUUACUGCAUAUUGCCGACCCAAUACCGUAUGAACCGGGUUCUGACGAAGCUGGCCAACGAUUUCACUUACGAUGGGAAGCUGGUGUGUGGCAACGAUAUGGUGGCGAAUAAUACGCUAAAGCUGCCACAGCUUUCGACUUUGCGUCAGAUGUAUGGGGUCGAGCGAUGGCUGAUGAGGGGGAUAUCCAACCAAAUCGAUCUAUCGGCAGUUAUGCUAGACACGGGUUACACUGGUCAGCUCAAUGAAUCACUACAGCUUUCCGAUGAUCAGCAAUUUAGCCUGGGCCAUGAACAGAGUUCGAAGGGUUCUUUGGGUUGUGUCAACUUGGCUGAGGUGGCACUCACGAUCUACAUAUGCGGUGCCCUGUUACGUGCCGGGGUGGACAGCAAAUCGAUUGGCAUAAUGGCCCCGUUUCGGGCUCAGGUGGACCUCAUAAGGCAACACAUGCAAGCGUUGUUACAAAAACAAAGAAGCACACGGCCUCCUCUUUCCGAUGCAGUUCAAUCGCCUAUCAAUACAGACAAAUCCAUACACGCAAUAUCGGUAGAUGACUGCGAUAUUGAGAUCAACACGGUCGACCAGUUCCAGGGGAAAGAUAAACAGCUUAUACUAUAUUCCUGUACGAAGACCGCCGCAGUGGCAAGAGAUUCGAUGAAGCUAGAAGCUGAAAAUACCGUCCAACCGUCCACCAUGAAUAGCAACGAAAUUUUAUUCGAUAAGCGCCGCUUGACUGUUGCGAUUACCCGUGCCCAGGUGAAGUUGAUCGUGUUAGGUGAUCGCCAGUGCCUGGAUACCUACACUCCUUUUAGCAAACUGUUUAAAGUUAUUCCCAACGUAGGCCACGUGAAGCUCAUCGACAAAAAAGAUGGCUUCGAGUGGCACAAUCUGUUCGACUCGCUUCGUUUACUCACUGACUGAAAUCUUCUUUUCAUCAGCGACUGUGCGGCUGCAUGGCUGUUCGUCUGUUUCUGUUUUGAUUGGCUUAUUUGUUAUAUGAUUGUGAAUAAAUGUGUUUCUUUAUUUAAACUACCUUAA
Messenger RNA from Anopheles aquasalis, 3655 nucleotides. It is a transcript of the gene Dna2, whose product is annotated as DNA replication helicase/nuclease 2. Lineage: Eukaryota; Metazoa; Arthropoda; Insecta; Diptera; Culicidae. Gene Ontology annotation, molecular function: 5'-flap endonuclease activity; single-stranded DNA helicase activity. Gene Ontology annotation, cellular component: cytoplasm. Gene Ontology annotation, biological process: replication fork reversal. The record is from RefSeq and is a predicted model, not a curated record.